Messenger RNA from Opisthorchis viverrini, 2523 nucleotides. RefSeq lists its product as hypothetical. NCBI's taxonomy places the organism in Eukaryota, Metazoa, Platyhelminthes, Trematoda, Opisthorchiida, Opisthorchiidae. The record is from RefSeq and is a predicted model, not a curated record. Gene Ontology annotation, biological process: transcription initiation at RNA polymerase II promoter. The coding region runs from base 1 to 2523 and encodes 840 amino acids. Gene Ontology annotation, cellular component: SAGA complex; transcription factor TFIID complex; nucleus. Gene Ontology annotation, molecular function: promoter-specific chromatin binding; RNA polymerase II general transcription initiation factor activity. The transcript is spliced from 12 exons.
AUGACAUUUGAGCAACCACAACCCGGACAAACGAAACCUAGUUUAGUCGUCCCCUCAGCCGCAGUCACACAGUCAUCGGAGACCAACAACAAUGCAUCGUCUGAUCCAUUGUUGGCCAAUUUUUGGACCCAACUGGAUCGGAUCCAACCUACGAUUCCUGAUCGGUUGUCGACCGCGAUCUUAGAAGGUGUGGGCGUACAGUUUGAGAAUGGAGACCCGCGUUUAGCCCGCCUGGUUAGCCUAGCCGGACAAAAGUUCCUGACUGAUAUUCUGACCGAUGCAAUGGGCAAUUGGCGAAUGGCAAACGGGCUUUCGACUGGUCUGUUGAGCAAUUCAUCUUCCAUGCCGGUCACUUCGCAGUCAGCCACAGCGCAGUCGCCUGCCGGAUCUGUCUCGAUGUCCAACGGUAUAACUUCCGCAAAUCUUCAGUCCCCCAGUGCCAAAUUACUUCAGGAUGAUGCUUAUCGGUACGCCAUUUUCGAAAUACUUUGGGCGCUUUCCUGCUACAGUGAUAAGUCGCUUGGUUGGCUGAAAGGCUAUAUUUCGGCAACCGAGUCUAACGGUGAACCGUUUGUGAUUUUGAUGACUGCUGUCUCCGUCGAGUUGCGUCUUCAGCUGGCGCACUUUUUGGAUAGCACUGAUCAAUGCACCAAGGGAGCAGAAUCCGUAAAGAAGACAGAAUCUUCUGGAUCCAAACAGACUCCUUUUCACAGUGAAUCACCAAUCCUACGCAAAAUUCUUUUGGAUCGUUGUCUGCGGCUUUUUCUCAUUGGUUUGGAUGAAAUGAACCGGACAGAUGACGAGAACUCGGAGCAUUCCAGCCAACCUUUGGCAGAAUAUCUAGAAGACAAUCUAGCUGAGCGACUUUGGAUUCAGCUGUGCGAUCUCGGAGUGGUGUUGCGUACCGAACUGAAUCGCUUUAGUCGCGAUGCUGUCCGUCUGAUCGAUACAACUAACUGGAACUCCUCAACAGUUUCAACGACUUCCUUCACAAGGGAUCCAACAUCUCCGAAUAGCGUUCGAGAUGUGGAGCUUAUCGCCCUCCUUAUCACAGGCUAUUUACGAUGGAUAGUUUUGUAUUAUAAAACACAUCGUGAAGGUAUCCUGGUGCAACACGUUGGCGAGGAACGUGUGAAACUAUUGAGCCAAUUGCAGCAACGUCUGGUGAAAGAAUCUUUGAACCCCGCCAUGGAAACCCUGUGUACAUUGUUAUUAGGUUGUCGGUUCACCGACAAGAUCAACUCCGCUAGUGUCGAACGUUUUCAACUAAAUUGCCCUGCACUAAACAAACUGUCGACACUAUUGGAACAGAAAAUGUUGAUUGAAAAACGCUCCUUCUCCCUUCAACACAGGCACAUCUAUUUCUCCAAUGAUGCAUCCACAGACAUUCGGUAUAACAGGCUAAUCGGUCAUAGCCUUUCGUCUUUGGCCUCGUUAUUCACCCUGUUCCCCGGUCUACCACUGGUUCCCGUCACGUCGUUUUCCCGAUCUGAUCGAACUUUGUUCAAUGUGAUUUUACACUGGAUUGCAUCAACUCUUCGUGACCGACCUGAUCACCGCUGGAAUUCUCAGUCGAACACUUUGGUUGCAACGUUGGUGAUAUUAAACAGCAUGUUGCUUUUGGAGCCAAAACAGUCUGACUAUUUAGUAAACGUUAGGCAGGAACUACUGAGUGCAACCGACCUCGGGGAUCGUUUACUAAGUGCUGUCCCACAAACAAAAACGAAACUUUCUGGUUCAAUGCUUGAACUGUGUGGUGAGGUUUUAGUACUCUCAGUCUGCUACGUGCGAGAAGUACUCCAGAGCGAACAACUCUCUCAGAACCGUGAGCAUCUCAAAGAAUCGAUGACUCGUGGAAUAUAUGGCGUGGAAGUUGCACUCAGUCCCAGAGUUGAACACGCUUUGUUGAAUUGGAUCCCAGUGAACGGUCAUCUUUGCCCCGUCCGAUUAUCCAGCUCAAUUAAGCUCAAUAUCUCUCGGCAUGAAAAGCGGCGUCUGUUUGUAGUAUCCGCUUAUUCCCCAACGGACUGCAGUUCUGAUGCUGAUACUUUCGAGAGCUGUCCGGGCUCAUUCACCAAGCAAAAAGGCACUCACAUUGUGAUCUUUGCUGGCGAUUUGAAUGCUCAAGUAGGUCGUCUGAGCGCCUUGGAAUCACAUUUGGGCGGUCGAUUAGGAGCCGAUUCACGUUGCACAGACAACAGAGCCCGUUUGAUGUCACAACUCAACUCUUAUGUUCCCGUUCUUCAAGAGCGGUUUGAAAAUAGUGAAGAUUCCAGCUCUACACUCUCCAGACUGACCCAAGGUUCUGGUUCAGCCCUAAUAAUGCAGAGACCGCUGCGACUGGAUAUACCGGGCUUCAUUCCCGACAUUGAUGCUACUGUCUCUGAUGAUGAUGAUGAUGAUGAUGAUGAUGAUGAUGAUGAUGAUAAUGAUAGUGGUGGUGAUGACGAUGAUGAUAAUAUUGAAUCGUUACUUCCGUUCCUGUUGCGAAGAUGUUACAAGGGUACCGGUGGCACUAACUGA